GGGGCUUUUGAAACUGGACACUCCCCCGAGUAAUUCAGACUUCCUUGAGGGUUUACUGAGGUAAAGUAGGGUGUUUAACGCUCAAAACGCUGAGAAAAGAGAGAGAUAUUUCUGAACGCUUCAGGAAUUCGUCAGAGCUCAAACUUUCUCCCGCCGUUUCAGCUUCCGAGACCAAACUGGAAUAAACCACACAGACUACAGGGUGGGGAUGGACGAGGCAGAGAAGUAUCAGCAGAGGCUGCAGGCCAUCGCAGAGAAGAGGCGAGCGCAGGAGGAAGAGGACAGAGUGAGAAGAGAGACAGAGGAAGAGUGGCUGAAGCUUGCACAGCGCAAGAGGAAGUCUCUGAGAGACCAGUGGCUGAUGGAGCCGACGCCUAGCAGUACCGAGGCUUCUGGGACUCAGACUACACCCUGGACCCCCACUCAGAGAGCAGAGGAGAGCGCAGAAGAAACACAAAGCACUCAGAAGGAGAUAAAGGAAGAAGAUGAGAAAACAGCGAACAUGAAUGAUGAACAACCGUCACCAUUUAUGGAGAAUGUACCCUCAGACCUUUCAGAGAACAACAAAGAGGAGCCUACACAGGCAAACUCAGGAGAGCAGGAAAGGACAGCUGGUGCAACAUCUGAAACUGUUGUGGCUUCCAACCCUGGAGACCUCCUUCAGAAGGGACAGCUGGAAAGAUCAGUGCUCGGAGUGUUAGAGAUUCAGGUGGAGAGAGACCCAAAAACUGGUGCCACCACCAUUAAGUCCAUGGCUCCGCUAUCAUCAGCAGCACUGGAUGCUACAGGACAAGCCGUGUUUGAUGAUGGCCGGCGGACAGUGCAUGCUGUGGGAGAGGUUGAGGGCAGCCAACAUUCAGAAGAGGAGCUAAGCCAGAUUCUUAAUGCUAUCUCUGAGGAGGGCAUGCAGACCAUACUAAAUGGUGUGGCCAUCACCUGUAAUAAAGAACAAGGAGAACAGAAGGAGAAAAAGGCAGAGACAGGAGAACCAGAGGUUGAACAGUCAUCAGAAGAUGCAGGGGAGCCAACUGAUCUAACCCAUGAUGCAUUACAGCAAGAAAAGAAACAGCAUCGUUCUUCAGCUGUGAGCAAACCUGAAGAGGAAGAAGGAGGGCUCAAUGAAAGGAGAGAUGUGGUGGAUGAAGAGGAGCGGGAUAAAGUAAAGGUGAGGGAAGGGGAGGUUGGAGUGGAAGAAGAUGAAUGGGAGGUGGUGAAUUGUAGGCCAGAAGAAGGCCUGGACCCAGUGGUGCUGACCUUCUUGGGCUUCACACAAGUUCAGACAGGCUCAGGGCUGGGUUAUGAAGAUGAAGGAGGUCUUCUAAAGGUGGAACAAGUCUUCAUUGCCAGUGAUAAUGACUCAAAGGUGGAUCCAUCUGAGGAGCUGAGCCCCAUUACAGCUGAAAAGAUACCUGAACAUGAAGAGUCUACAAAAUGUGAAGAGUCACAGCCUGAGCCAGGUGUGUCCUUAGCCUCUUACUCAGAAGGAACCCGAGAAGAAACCUCUCCUGUAGUGACAUUACAGACGGUUUGUUUUGAUGUAGGACCGGGUGCAGGUGUAUCUGUGCCGCUGCAGGAGCUGAGCAAUGUCUCAGAUAUAAUGGAUGUCCAACACAAUCUGCCACACGUUCCAACUGACACAACAGAUGUUGCAGGAGCUGCCAAAGAAGUUCUUGGAGAUUCCACAGAAGCAGCCACAGAGAAUACAGAGGAACAGGGAAUAUGUAUGUCCAGAACUGAUGUUGAGACACAAAGAGUGGUAAAAAUGGAAAGAAAGCAUGAGUCAGAUCUUGAAGAUGAGGUCUUUCAAGAUGUCCCAUUAGAUGGCAAUGGAGAAACAUCUCAGACUUUGAUACAGAGGGAAACAGUGGCUCAGAGCACCGAGCAAGAGCCAGAAAUCCAGACUCUGGUGUCUCCAAGUGUAACUCUAAACAGAGCAGGAGGAGAGACUUCAACAAAAAACAAGACAUGCCAGUGUUGCGUUGUCAUGUGAGCAAGCACUCCAACAGCUCAUACCGAUUCCUCUGUGUAUCCUUAAUCUCUUUUUAUCAGGCAACUGUAUUUGUCACAUUCUUUUCCUGUUCACUGUGUUGUCUAAAGAAUCAGCGCAGAUAUCUUACAUGCGAAUUAGUAGCUCUGUUGGAAGGCAAACAUCUGAGCUGCCGUGAUUUGAACCACUUGUGUGCCUUGAUGGAUUUUUGUAACCAAGUGUUACAAACCAUUGAUGCCCCCUGCUGGGCACAUUAUUGCAUUGAAAUAUAAGCAGUAAUUUGUAAACAUGCUUAAGAG
Molecule: messenger RNA, 2286 nt
Organism: Colossoma macropomum (tambaqui)
Lineage: Eukaryota; Metazoa; Chordata; Actinopteri; Characiformes; Serrasalmidae
Product: paralemmin-1-like
Exons: 8
Coding region: 209-1990 (593 amino acids)
Biological process (GO): regulation of cell shape
Cellular component (GO): membrane
Source: RefSeq, a predicted model, not a curated record